Castor canadensis (American beaver) is the source of this 8005-nucleotide messenger RNA. It is a transcript of the gene Nav2, whose product is annotated as neuron navigator 2. NCBI's taxonomy places the organism in Eukaryota, Metazoa, Chordata, Mammalia, Rodentia, Castoridae. Gene Ontology annotation, molecular function: ATP hydrolysis activity; protein binding. The record is from RefSeq and is a predicted model, not a curated record. Gene Ontology annotation, biological process: nervous system development; neurogenesis.
GGAAUCGCAGCAGUCUGGGGCCAGGGCAGGGGGCCAGAGGGCCGCCCUGUGUGUUGGGGUAACAUAAGCUGCUGCUAUUCAGGAGGUGGCCUGUGUAAGAAAAUCUGACCACAGCGGGUGCAUGACUUCAGCUAAAAUUAACCUUCGAGGCUUCACACGCCUCCACAGUGCUUUGAACUAGACACCCCCAGAGAGGGCACAGGGCCACUGACUGCUGAGGACCACGCUGCCGCCUGCCCACCAUGCGUAUAAGCAUCAACGUAUGGGUUCCCACGCGGGGUCAGGUCGGGAUUCCUGGACCAUUACAAAGUGGUGGACUUUAAAGCGUGUACAUGACUUGUCAGGAUUCUGCUACAGUAAGAGGUUGGAGCCAGGAUUUGACUCCAGACUAACUUCACACUCUAUAUACAUUUUCCGCUUGUCACUCACCUGCAACUUAAGGAAGCUUAUGGUUUAUAGAAUAACUUCAGCACAGAAUGUCUGCUCACCUCAUCAAAUGCUUUGGGAGUGUAAACAUUUUGUAAUCCAUCUUCUCGAGAUCUAUACAGACUGGGCCAAUCAUUAUCUCGCCAAAUCUGGCCACAAACGUCUCAUCAAAGACCUCCAGCAAGAUGUGACCGAUGGUGUGCUCCUGGCCCAGAUCAUCCAGGUUGUGGCAAAUGAAAAGAUUGAAGACAUCAAUGGCUGUCCAAAGAACAGAUCGCAAAUGAUUGAAAACAUAGAUGCCUGCUUGAAUUUCCUGGCCGCUAAGGGAAUAAACAUCCAGGGGCUGUCUGCAGAAGAAAUCAGGAAUGGAAACCUCAAGGCCAUUCUAGGCCUUUUCUUCAGUCUCUCCCGAUACAAGCAACAGCAACAGCAGCAGCCCCAGAAGCAGCACCUCUCGUCCCCUCUGCCGCCUGCUGGGUCUCAGGUGGCCGGGACACCUUCUCAGUGCCAGGCUGGCACUCCUCAGCAACAGGUGCCAGCCACUCCCCAAGCUCUGUGCCAGCCCCACCAGCCAGCGCCACAUCAGCAGGCAAAAGCACAAGCUGAAAUGCAGUCCAGUGCACCAUCCAAGGACUCAUCUCAAUGCAAAAUCAUCCGCUUCACUCUGGGUCAGAAAAAGAUCUCUAGACUUCCAGGUCCUACCACGAGGGUAUCCGCUGCAGGCAGCGAGGCCAAAACGCGUGGAGGGUCAGCUGCUGCUAACAACCGACGGAGCCAAAGCUUUAACAACUAUGACAAGUCCAAACCAGUCACCUCCCCGCCCCCACAACCAAGUAGCCAUGAAAAAGAGCCAUUGGCAAACUCAGCCUCUUCCCACCCCGGAAUGAGCGAAAAUGUACCUGCUUCCUUGGAGAGUAGCAGCCUCUGCAGUCCCGCUAAUUGCAGCACCUCCUCGGCCAUCCCGCAGCCUGGCGUGGCCUCCAAGCCCUGGCGCAGCAAGUCCCUCAGUGUGAAACACAGUGCCACAUCAUCCAUGCUAUCAGUCAAGCCUCCUGGGCCCGAGAUCCCCAGGCCCACACCUGAAGCCAUGAAGCCAGCCCCCAACAAUCAGAAGUCCAUGCUAGAAAAGCUGAAACUUUUCAACAGUAAGGGGGGUUCCAAGGCAGGUGAGGGCCCAGCAUCCCGGGACACAAGCUGUGAGCGACUGGAGAUCCUGCCCAGCUUUGAAGAGAGCGAAGAGCUGGAAGUCGCUGGCCGUGCACUCUCCACUCCGGGACCUGCAUCCAGCAGCCCCAAGAUUGCGCUCAAGGGCAUCGCCCAGCGGACUUUCAGCCGGGCACUGACCAACAAGAAGAGUUCUCCGAAAGGCAAUGAGAAAGAGAAGGAGAAACAGCAGCGGGAGAAGGAGAAGGAGAAAGGCAAGGACCUCACCAAGAGAGCAUCGGUGACUGAGAGGCCGGACCUCAAGGAGGAGCCUAAGGAAGAGCUCAGUGGAGUGACUGUGAUUGAGAUGCCAAAAAAGUCCUCCAAGAUUGCCAGCUUCAUCCCCAAAGGGGGGAAGCUCAACAGUGCCAAGAAGGAGACCACAGCCCCUUCCCAUAGUGGAAUACCAAAACCAGGAAUGAAGAGCAUGCCCACAAAGUCCCCAAGUGCCCCCACACCUUCCAAGGAAGGAGAGCGGAGCCGGAGUGGGAAGCCAAGCUCAGGGCUCCCCCCACAGAAGCCCCAGCUGGACGGCAGACACUCCAGCUCCUCUUCCAGCCUGGCAUCCUCUGAAGGAAAAGGGCCAGGAGGAACCACCCUGAACCACAGCAUCAGCAGCCAGACCGUCAGUGGGUCCGUCGGGACCACCCAGACCACAGGAAGCAAUACCGCCAGUGUUCAGCUACCUCAGCCACAGCAGCAAUACAGCCACCCCAACACUGCCACGGUCGCACCUUUCCUGUACAGGUCCCAGACGGACACCGAAGGGAAUGUCACUGCCGAGUCCAGCUCAGCAGGUGUGAGCAUGGAGCCCAGCCACUACACCAAGAGUGGACAGCCUGCUUUGGAGGAACUCACAGGGGAAGAUCCGGAGACUCGGAGACUACGUACUGUGAAGAACAUUGCUGAUCUGCGGCAGAAUUUGGAGGAGACCAUGUCCAGUUUACGGGGAACUCAGGUUACUCACAGCACAUUGGAAACCACAUUUGACACCAAUGUCACCACGGAGAUAAGUGGCCGUAGCAUCCUCAGCCUGACAGGGAGGCCUACUCCUCUGUCCUGGAGACUUGGCCAGUCCAGCCCUCGGCUCCAGGCAGGAGACGCCCCCUCAAUGGGCAGUGGGUACCCACCUCGAGCCAAUGCCAGCCGGUUUAUCAGCUCCGAGUCAGGCCGCUAUGUGUACUCCGCCCCCCUGAGGAGGCAGCUGGCUUCCAGGGGCAGCAGUGUCUGCCACGUGGAUGUUGCAGACAAGGCAGGAGAUGAGGUGGAGCUGGAAGGCAUCAGCAUGGACGCCCCUGGCUACAUGAGCGAUGGGGAUGUUCUGAGCAAGAACAUCAGGACUGAUGACAUUACAAGCGGCUAUAUGACUGAUGGUGGACUCGGCCUUUACACCCGUCGCCUGAACCGACUCCCUGAUGGGAUGGCUGUGGUGCGGGAGACCCUGCAACGAAAUACCUCCCUAGGCCUUGGAGAUGCUGACAGCUGGGAUGAUAGCAGCUCCGUCAGCAGUGGCAUCAGUGACACCAUAGACAACCUCAGUACGGAUGACAUCAACACCAGCUCCUCCAUCAGCUCCUAUGCCAACACACCUGCCUCUUCCCGAAAAAACCUGGAUGUGCAGACAGAUGCCGAGAAACACUCACAGGUGGAAAGGAAUUCCCUGUGGUCUGGUGAUGACAUCAAGAGAUCAGAUGGAGGGUCAGACAGCGGCAUAAAGAUGGAGCCCGGAUCCAAGUGGAGGCGGAAUCCUUCUGACGUGUCUGAUGAGUCUGACAAAAGCACAUCGGGCAAGAAGAAUCCUGUCAUCUCCCAGACAGGCUCGUGGCGGCGAGGCAUGACAGCCCAGGUGGGCAUCACAAUGCCAAGGACAAAGCCAUCUGCUCCGGCAGGCACACUGAAGACCCCAGGAACUGGAAAAACAGAUGAUGCCAAGGUGUCUGAGAAGGGAAGGCUUUCACCCAAAGCCUCCCAGGUGAAGCGCUCCCCAUCAGAUGCGGGCCGCAGCAGUGGUGAUGAGUCCAAAAAGCCCCUGCCCAGCAGCUCCAGAAUGCCCACUGCCAAUGCCAACAACUUUGGGUUCAAGAAGCAGAGUGGCUCAGCUGCCGGGUUGGCCAUGAUCACAGCCAGUGGGGCCACUGUCACCAGCAGAUCAGCCACACUGGGCAAAAUCCCAAAGUCAUCAGCUCUUGCUGGCCGGUCAACAGGCCGGAAGACAAGCAUGGAUGGAGCUCAGAACCAGGACGAUGGGUAUCUGUCUCUCAGCUCCCGGACUAAUUUACAGUACCGGAGUUUGCCAAGGCCCAGUAAGUCCAACAGCCGGAAUGGGGCUGGUAACAGGUCUAGCACCAGCAGCAUAGAUUCCAACAUCAGCAGCAAGUCAGCGGGCCUGCCAGUGCCCAAGCUGAGGGAGCCUUCCAGAACAGCCCUAGGUAGCUCUUUGCCAGGGCUGGUCAACCAGACAGAUAAGGAAAAAGGCAUCUCGUCAGACAAUGAGAGUGUCGCUUCCUGUAACUCAGUGAAAGUGAACCCAGCCACCCAACCUGGGUCCACCUCAGCUCAGGCCACGCUCCAGCCAGGAGCCAAGUACCCAGAUGUGGCCUCUCCCACGCUCCGCAGACUCUUUGGUGGAAAGCCUACCAAGCAAGUGCCCAUCGCCACAGCCGAAAACAUGAAAAAUUCAGUGGUCAUCUCCAACCCUCAUGCCACCAUGACCCAGCAAGGUAACUUAGAGUCCCCCUCGGGCAGUGGCGUCCUGAGCAGUGGCAGCAGCAGUCCUCUCUACAGUAAGAAUAUGGACCUCAACCAGUCUCCUCUAGCCUCCAGCCCCAGCUCAGCCCAUUCGGGCCCUUCCAACAGUCUUACCUGGGGCACCACUGCCAGCAGCUCGUCAGCAGUGAGCAGGGACGGCUUGGGAUUCCAGUCUGUUAGCAGCCUGCACACCAGCUGUGAGUCCAUUGACAUCUCCCUCGGGAGUGGAGGGGGCCUGAGUCACAAUUCCUCCACUGGCCUGAUCACCUCCUCCAAGGAAGACUCCCUGACGCCCUUUGUCCGAACCAACAGUGUGAAGACCACACUGUCGGAAAGCCCUCUCUCUUCCCCUGCUGCUAGUCCUAAGUUCUGCAGAAGUACUCUGCCCAGGAAACAGGACAGUGACCCGCACCUUGAUAGGAACACUUUGCCUAAGAAAGGACUCAGGUAUACCCCCACCUCCCAGCUUCGCACGCAGGAAGACGCAAAAGAAUGGUUACGCUCCCACUCUGCUGGAGGCCUCCAGGACACCGCUGCCAACUCUCCUUUUUCCUCUGGCUCCAGUGUAACUUCUCCCUCUGGAACAAGGUUCAACUUUUCCCAGCUUGCGAGUCCCACCACUGUCACUCAGAUGAGCUUGUCCAACCCAACCAUGCUGAGGACUCACAGCCUGUCCAAUGCUGAUGGGCAGUAUGAUCCCUACACCGACAGCCGCUUCCGGAAUAGCUCCAUGUCUCUGGAUGAGAAGAGCAGAACCAUGAGUCGAUCAGGCUCAUUCCGGGAUGGAUUUGAAGAAGUUCACGGAUCCUCCCUCUCCUUGGUUUCCAGUACAUCAUCCAUUUAUUCUACACCAGAAGAAAAAUGUCAAUCAGAGAUUCGAAAACUGCGGCGGGAACUGGAUGCCUCUCAGGAGAAGGUUUCAGCAUUGACCACCCAGCUAACAGCAAAUGCUCACCUUGUCGCGGCUUUUGAACAGAGUCUUGGAAACAUGACCAUCAGGCUCCAGAGUUUGACCAUGACUGCUGAGCAGAAGGAUUCAGAACUGAAUGAGUUAAGAAAAACCAUCGAGCUGCUAAAGAAACAGAAUGCAGCUGCUCAGGCUGCCAUUAAUGGAGUAAUUAACACUCCAGAGCUCAACUGCAAAGGAAAUGGCACCACCCAAUCUACAGACCUCCGCAUCCGAAGGCAGCACUCCUCCGACAGUGUCUCCAGCAUCAACAGCGCCACCAGCCAUUCCAGUGUGGGCAGCAACAUAGAGAGUGACUCAAAGAAAAAGAAGAGGAAGAACUGGUUACGCAGCUCCUUCAAGCAAGCCUUUGGGAAGAAGAAGUCCCCCAAGUCGGCAUCCUCUCAUUCAGACAUUGAGGAGAUGACAGAUUCUUCUUUGCCUUCCUCACCAAAGCUCCCACACAAUGGGUCCACUGGCUCCACUCCACUGCUGCGGAAUUCUCACUCCAACUCUCUAAUUUCGGAGUGCAUGGAUAGUGAAGCCGAGACGGUCAUGCAGCUGCGAAAUGAGCUGAGAGACAAGGAGAUGAAGCUGACAGACAUCCGUCUGGAAGCCCUCAGCUCUGCCCACCAGCUGGACCAGCUCCGGGAGGCCAUGAACAGGAUGCAGAGUGAAAUAGAGAAGCUGAAAGCUGAGAAUGACCGGCUGAAAUCAGAGUCUCAAGGCAGUGGCUGCAGCCGGGCCCCCUCCCAGGUGUCCAUCUCUGCAUCUCCAAGGCAGUCCAUGGGUCUGUCCCAGCACAGCCUGAACCUCACCGAGUCAUCCAGCCUGGACAUGUUGCUGGAUGACACUGGUGAAUGCUCGGCUCGGAAGGAAGGAGGCAGGCAUGUUAAGAUAGUUGUCAGCUUUCAGGAGGAAAUGAAAUGGAAGGAGGAUUCCAGACCACACCUCUUUCUUAUUGGCUGCAUUGGAGUUAGUGGCAAGACGAAGUGGGAUGUGCUCGAUGGGGUGGUUAGACGUCUCUUCAAAGAAUACAUCAUUCACGUUGACCCUGUGAGUCAGCUGGGGCUGAAUUCGGACAGUGUUCUUGGCUAUAGCAUUGGGGAGAUAAAGCGCAGCAACACUUCCGAGACCCCUGAGCUCCUGCCUUGCGGCUACCUGGUGGGAGAGAACACCACCAUCUCCGUGACUGUCAAAGGGCUUGCAGAGAACAGCUUGGACUCCCUAGUGUUUGAGUCCUUGAUCCCCAAGCCCAUCCUGCAGCGCUACGUCUCCCUGCUGAUAGAACACCGGCGCAUCAUUCUCUCCGGCCCCAGUGGUACUGGGAAAACCUACCUGGCCAACCGACUGUCCGAGUAUGUGGUGCUUCGAGAGGGACGGGAGUUGACGGAUGGAGUCAUCGCCACCUUUAACGUGGAUCAUAAGUCCAGCAAGGAACUGCGCCAGUACCUGUCCAACCUUGCUGAUCAGUGCAACAGUGAGAACAAUGCUGUGGACAUGCCCCUUGUCAUCAUCCUGGAUAACCUCCAUCAUGUCAGCUCUCUGGGCGAGAUCUUCAAUGGGCUGCUCAACUGCAAGUACCAUAAAUGCCCUUACAUCAUUGGCACAAUGAACCAGGCUACCUCUUCUACUCCCAACUUGCAGCUUCAUCAUAACUUCAGGUGGGUGCUUUGUGCCAACCACACGGAGCCUGUGAAGGGUUUCCUUGGCCGGUUCCUGAGGAGGAAGCUUAUGGAGACAGAGAUCAGUGGGUGGGUGCGGAACACGGAGCUGGUAAAGAUCAUCGACUGGAUUCCCAAGGUCUGGCAUCACCUCAACCGCUUCCUGGAGGCUCACAGCUCCUCAGACGUCACCAUUGGCCCUCGACUGUUCCUAUCAUGCCCCAUCGACGUGGAUGGCUCAAGAGUAUGGUUCACCGACUUGUGGAACUACUCCAUUAUCCCCUAUCUGCUGGAAGCUGUCAGAGAAGGACUCCAGCUCUAUGGAAGGCGUGCCCCCUGGGAGGAUCCUGCCAAGUGGGUGAUGGACACCUACCCAUGGGCAGCCAGCCCACAGCAGCACGAGUGGCCUCCCCUACUGCAGCUGCGGCCUGAGGAUGUCGGCUUUGAUGGCUACUCCAUGCCUCGGGAGGGGUCAACAAGCAAGCAGGUGCCCCCCAGCGAUGCUGAAGGAGACCCACUGAUGAACAUGCUGAUGAGACUGCAGGAGGCAGCCAACUACUCUAGCCCCCAGAGCUAUGACAGCGACUCCAACAGUAACAGCCAUCACGAUGACAUCCUGGACUCAUCCUUGGAGUCCACUCUGUGACAGAGGCCCAGCCAUCGAGCUUGCCUGCCUCUUCUCCUCACCCCAUUCCACAUGCAUCCUCCACCUCAUCCAGAAGAUAACUUCCUGAGCCAGCUCCCAGCCACUGUAGCCUCCGAGCUGCAGGAAUUCCAAGACCCCUCAUCCCUCAGCCUCUGCCUGGGUGCCUGCAUCCUAGGCCAGCCACCUGGGGAGCACUUCUUCCACAGUGAGAACUGCACUAGCUCCCAUUUUACUUUAGUUAUUAUUUUGCCUUGUUGCUAUGACCUCCCUAAGCACUGACGAUACUUCUCGGGAAAGGAUCAUCACCGUUGAAAUGAAAAGAAUUAAAUGAAAUUGUUUUAAAAAAAAAAAAAAAAACAAAAAACAACCCAC